AUGGUAACUUUCAAUUGUGAGGUCUGCAACGACACUGUUCCUAAGAAAAACACCGAAAAACAUUAUUACAGAUGUCCUAACGCUUAUUACACUUGCAUCGACUGUAACGUCACUUUCGAUGACGGAGUUUCUUAUAAGGCACACACCCAGUGCAUAAGUGAGGACGAAAGGUAUCAAGGCGCGCUGUACAAGGGCAAAAAACAAAAGGGUAAGCCACAGCAGAAACCUGUCCAGCCUCAACAACCACCACAGAGCGAGAAAGCACAGAAUGACGAGAAACCUGCAGCGAAAGUAGAGAAGAAAAAGGCCCCAAAAAGUGCUAAGAAAUCAAUGGAAAAACCGGCAGAUGCCUCUGGCAUCUCGCUUGCCGGAAAAAAGGGCAGCAGCUUGUACAAGAUUCUCAAAUCUGUGAAAAACAAGGACGAGAAAAAGAAGCUGUUGAAGAAUCUCGUGGUUGAUGAAGAGGGCCGUUUGAUCUAUCAGAAUGAAUGA
Molecule: messenger RNA, 492 nt
Organism: Lachancea sp. 'fantastica'
Lineage: Eukaryota; Fungi; Ascomycota; Saccharomycetes; Saccharomycetales; Saccharomycetaceae
Source: the annotation of a GenBank genome assembly